Messenger RNA from Cutaneotrichosporon oleaginosum, 1211 nucleotides. RefSeq lists its product as uncharacterized. NCBI's taxonomy places the organism in Eukaryota, Fungi, Basidiomycota, Tremellomycetes, Trichosporonales, Trichosporonaceae. The record is from RefSeq and is a predicted model, not a curated record. Gene Ontology annotation, molecular function: protein binding.
AUGCAGACCACCGACCCUAGCCUUCUCUUUCAGACAUCUCAACAAAUUGCUGAUGCUUCCAACCUCGAGCGCAAGAUUGAGGCAGCGCAGAACAUUGGGGACCCUCUGAAGCUGGGCAGCAAGAUCCUGGGCUUGAUCAUUUCAGAGGACGACGCUUGGACCGCAGAAUCGGGCUGGCAAGCUCGAUGUGUUAACCUCACAUCGGGGAAGACUAAGAGAGUCUACAAAGGCCACAAAGGCCCCGUAACUUCAAUUUGUCUUUACCAGGUCCAGUCCGUCGACCGCAGCCCAUGGUUGGCGCUCCUGACUGCUUCGUGGGACAAGACGGUGCGAGUGUGGGAUGCCAAGUCAGGUGAACAGCGGUUUGUCUUGGAGGGCCACGCGGACUUCGUAAAGUCGGUGACCAUUUUGCCUACAAAUCCUCCCCUCCUUCUGUCCACUUCCUCGGACAAGUCCUGCCGUCUCUGGGACUUAUCUCCUCUUCGGACAGGGGAUUCUCCCGUUGCUCUCCAAACUGUUAAAGAUCACACUCGACCCGUGGAGACGGCCGCGUUUCGCAUCCCGGACGACCCUGCGUCGCCUUUAACCGUGUGGACGGCUGACUCAAUGGGUGUCAUUAAGGAGUGGAAGAUACCGCAGGUUGUGCAAGGCCUGAGCGCCCCCUUGGCUUUCUCUCGCAAUCUUCCUGGACAUGAAACCAGUGUCUCGCAGCUAGCCGCCGUCGAUGAUGGACUAUGGAGUGCUUCCAUGGACUACAGCGCUAUGUUUCACGGCUCGCCUUCGGCAACGCUCGUACACCCUCGAUACGUCAAAUCCGUCCUUCCAUUCCCUGACGGUAUGCCUUACAUCUUGACAGGCUCGGAAGACCAGCACAUUCGGGUUUGGGAUGCAUCAAAUCUGGAACGCACCAACAAGACGCCACUGUCCGUUGUCAUCGGUCAUUGUGGAGAGGUUACUGCAUUUGCGCUUUGGGCCUUCGAGCAGGACGGACGUCACGAGGUGAAGGUUGUUUCGGCGAGCCUGGAUGGAACCUUGCGACGAUGGUCCAUGAAAGAGCUGCUGGAUCCGCCCAAGCUCGACUUCAAGCCCCAAACGAUGGAAGCGCUGAUGACCGAGGAGGAGGAGAGGGAGUUGGCCGAGUUGAUGUCGGACGAUGACUAGCUCAUGACGUUCGUAAUCUCAAACCUCGGAUGGUAGACGUCGCAGUUGCG